CAAAUCGACUAUUGUUCUUCUACACGAUUAAAGGCCCUUCAACUCUGUUGCGGCAAUGCAGAAAGCGAAGCGUACGGUAGAACAAGACUAUGCAGUGGUUGGAACGUGGGAGGAUACAAACAUCACCCUAUCCGUAUUAGAGCAUUAUAUACCGAAAUUUUUCAAACAUGCGAAAGUUGUUUACUAUAUGGGUAAAGAGCAAUUGUCGAAAGUUAAUAGGAAUCCGGUGAAACGGUCAGUGAGUCAGGAAACACGUGAGAUCCUUAGCAAGAACUUAACCAAUGAAAUUGAGUUUUAUGAGUUUUGCAAACAGCGUCUAUAUUUGCAAUAUAGUGCGAUCAGUAAUUUCGGCAGAAUAGACAAUGACGACUAUGUGCUAUUACCGCAGCACAGUGAUGAUGAUGAGAUAUACGAUGAUGAUUACUAAUACAUACAUAAGUAUG
This is a messenger RNA of Bactrocera neohumeralis, 443 nucleotides long. RefSeq names its product heparan sulfate 2-O-sulfotransferase pipe-like. Gene Ontology annotation, cellular component: membrane. The transcript has 2 exons. The record is from RefSeq and is a predicted model, not a curated record. Bases 56 to 427 code for a protein of 123 amino acids. Lineage: Eukaryota; Metazoa; Arthropoda; Insecta; Diptera; Tephritidae. Gene Ontology annotation, molecular function: sulfotransferase activity.